AUGUUGUCGUUAUUGAUUCCUAGACCACAAUCACCAAGAAAUGAUAUUGAUGUGUACCUUCAACCGUUGAUUGAGGAGCUAAAGGAAUUGUGGGAAUUUGGAGUAGAAACAUAUGAUGCCUCAAAUGAUCAAACAUUUCAAUUAUGGACAUCUUUACUAUGGACUAUUAGUGAUUAUCCUGGGUAUGCUAUGUUGUCAGGUUGGAGCACCAAAGGAAAAUUGGCAUGUGUGUGUUGCAAUUAUAAUACUAAUUCAACCUACUUGAGACACAAUCACAAAAUGUGUUAUAUGGAUCAUCGUGUUUUUUUACCGGCUAGUCAUGCUUGGAGGGAAAGUAAAAGGUUGUUCAAGGGAAAGAAAGAACAUAGGUCUGCACCACCAAUGUUAAAAGGAAAGACAAAAGAUCAUGUAAAUGCUCGUUACGAUCUGCAAGAUAUGGGAAUUAGAAAGGAACUUCAUCCAAUAGAGAUUGGCGGAGGUCAGACAAAGUUUGCAAAGGCAUCUUUCUCAAUGAAUUCCCAAGAGAAGUCUACUUUUUGCAGUGUUUUGAAGACUGCCAACGUACCCGAUGGUAGUGCUUCUAACAUUUCAAAAUGUGUGCAUGUUGGCGAUAAAAAGAUAUUUGCCUACAAGAGUCAUGAUGCACAUUUCAUGUUACACUACUUAUUACAAGUAGCAAUAAAGAGCACAAUGCCAAAUCUAGUGGCUGGACCUUUAAUUCGUCUUGGGUCCUUUUUCCGCUCUUUGUGUCAAAAAGUUAUCCAAGUGCAAGAUUUGUAUUAUCUAAAUGGAGAGAUUGCUGAAAUACUUUGUCAAUUGGAGAUGGUUUUUCCUCCAAGUUUUUUUGAUGUAAUGGUUCAUUUGUCUAUUCAUCUUGUAUAUGAAGUUAGAUUGGGUGGUCCUGUUCAAUUCCGAUGGAUGUAUCCCACAGAAAGAAACUUAUGUAGACUUAAAACUUAUGUUCGUAAUAGAGCUCAUCCAGAAGGUUCUACUGCUGGGGGAUAUUUGGCUGAAGAAGCUUUGACUCUUUGGUCAAGAUAUUUGCAUAAAAGUGUAAAUACAAGGCUGAAUAGAAUGAGUAGAAACUAUGAUAACAAUGAUUCUUGCGAAGUAGAUUCAAAUGAUUACUUUUCAAGUAUUGGCCGACAUUUAGGAGGGAAGCAAAAUGAUAAAUUAUUUUCAAUAGACUCAACAUCAAAAGCUCAAGCCCAUCGAUACAUAUUGUUCAAUUGCGAUGAUAUUCAAACAUACAUAAGAGAGUACGAUGAAUGUGUUAGUAGUCACACUAAAGGAGGAAGGUGGAUCAAGGCCAAAAGACAAGGUCAAGAUUUUAGUGAAUGGUUUAAAAUUCGAGCCUUGGAAAAUGAUGUGUCAAUUCACCUCAAAGCAUUAUCUAGAGGUCCAAAUGUUGUUGCAAAGAGGUUUUCAGACACAACUCAAAAUUCUGGUGUAACUUUGGUUUCUUUGACCGAAAGUUUUGCAAGUUCUAAGGAUGAAAAUCCUAAGACAGAUCAUGUCACUUACUAUGGAGCAAUUAAUGACAUAAUUGAGUUAGACUAUUAUAGCCAACUCAAAUUUGUGUUGUUUAAGUGUGAUUGGUUUGAGGCUAAAGAAGACAAAUAUGGGCUUACUUGUGUACAUUUCAACAAAAAAUAUUAUCAAAAUGAUCCAUUUGUUCUGGUGUCUCAAGUCCACCAAUGUUUUUAUGUGCAAGAUCCUUUCGAUGAAAAUAAACAUUAUGUUAUGAAAAUCGUUCCUAGAGAUCUAUUUAACAUGGGUGACCAAUCAAAUGCUACAGCUCAAGAAGAAUAUUUGGACGAUCCAUUUUAUGAUAUUGGAAAUAUAAAUGCAUCAAAUAAUGAAAACGACCUCAAUUGGGUUAGGGAAGAUAUUCCAGCAACAAUAGUUGAGAAACUUGUAGAUGUUAUAAAGGAAUUCGAAGAAGAAGAUGAUUAUGACUUGGAUGAUGAAUAA
Cicer arietinum (chickpea) is the source of this 1974-nucleotide messenger RNA. RefSeq lists its product as uncharacterized. Lineage: Eukaryota; Viridiplantae; Streptophyta; Magnoliopsida; Fabales; Fabaceae. The record is from RefSeq and is a predicted model, not a curated record.